GUGCGUCUUGGAUCGUCGCCAAGAUCAAGUACCGAACGUUUUCAACAUGCCGCCAAAGCAACAAAAGAAGCCUCCUUGUAAAAUAUGCAACAGUCAGGAAUCAAAGUAUACUUGCUCGAAAUGCAUGGUACCUUAUUGCAGCGUUGCUUGUUAUAAAACACAUAAAGAAGGAUUCUGUGCAACGGAUGACACAAAGCGUAAUACCGCUGAGGUCACAACCAUAAUUAAUGCAGAUGUGCAACAGUCGUCUGAAUCCGAGGACUUGUCUCGAGCGCCGGAUUUGAAACCUCCGUCUCCACCCCUACGACUACUAACUUCCCUCAAAUGGCCAUACAUUCCCGAGGAACCUGCGUAUCCUGAUCCACUCAAACGAGACGACCCAAAACCCUUACAGCUACAUCAAUUUGAAGCAAUAGCUACGUCUACUGCCAUCCGCCAUGUCAUUGCAGAACAUCCACGUCUUCGAGAUAUCCUCCGUAACAUUGACCAACUACGAGGGGAAGAUCGACAGGAUGCUCUUCAACGUGCUCUUGGUGUUUCUACAUCAGACGGACGUCCACCUGGCAUCAACCCUUCAGUGGGUAUUCCAGGCAUUGUUGGUGCUGCUGGGGUAGCAGAUGAAGAAGAUGUUCUUGCCCUACGAGAACUCGCCGAGGCUGUCGAAGCUGCCGUGCGGGCUGGAAAGGAGGAUGUUUUGGGGCUCGAUUGGGGCGAUUGAGAGUUUGUCACGCUGUUGAAAUGUGUGCAAUCGACACAUUAUGAUCGGUGCUCAUUGCGGAACAGUAUUUGUUGAGCGGCGGCCUCAGUAAACCGAACAAGUCGAACGGACAAUUUGCCCAGGAUAAUCUUGGUCAGCCCUGCCGCUUCACUGGAAGACUAGGAUUCCAAGUAUAUCCAUAUCGCUUAGACUUGACUAACACACUGUCGACUGCCCAAACCCUACUUGAUGUAUGUGUUGUGUCUCGAACUACAACCCGGACUGCAUACAUUCACUUUAGACUAGACCAAUCCCAUCGUCUCG
Messenger RNA from Somion occarium, 1021 nucleotides. The record is from the annotation of a GenBank genome assembly. Lineage: Eukaryota; Fungi; Basidiomycota; Agaricomycetes; Polyporales; Cerrenaceae.